Messenger RNA from Brenthis ino (lesser marbled fritillary), 1143 nucleotides. Lineage: Eukaryota; Metazoa; Arthropoda; Insecta; Lepidoptera; Nymphalidae. The record is from the annotation of a GenBank genome assembly.
AUGAGUGAAAAGUUAAAGGAACUUCGUGAAAGAUCUCAAAAGCGGAAAAAGUUACUAGCACAAACGCUAGGGGUUUCAAGUGUAAGUGAACUGCGUCAUGCCCUAGGAGCAUCACUUGAUGUCCUACCAAAAAAACAGGCAGUCACUGAAUACAGUUCUGAUGGAAAUGAAAAACCUAUGCCUAAAGAACCUGAUAGUUUGGUUUAUACUGAUUCAUCUACUUUCUUAAAGGGAACCCAGUCAUCUAAUCCACACAAUGACUAUUGCCAGCAUUUUGUAGACACUGGUCAAAGACCACAAAAUUUUAUCCGAGAUGUUGGGUUGGCUGAUAGAUUUGAAGAAUACCCUAAACUAAGAGAAUUGAUCAAACUAAAAGAUGAACUUAUUGCCAGAACAGCAACUCCACCAAUGUAUUUAAAAUGUGAUCUCAAGACAUUUGAUCUGAAGACCAUGGGUAGCAAGUUUGAUGUGGUGCUAGUGGAGCCCCCGUUAGGGGCUGGGUGGCGUUGGCGAGAUGUCUUAGCUUUGGAACUGCAUCACUUAGCUCAACCUCGGGCCUUUGUGUUUUUGUGGUGUGGAAGCUCUGAAGGCUUAGACAUGGGACGAGAAUGUCUCAAAAAAUGGGGAUUUAGACGCUGUGAAGACAUUUGCUGGAUUAAAACUAAUAUAAAGAACCCCGGACACUCCAAGAAUUUAGAACAUAACGCAGUCUUCCAAAGGACUAAGGAACAUUGCCUUAUGGGUAUUAAAGGAACUGUGCGGAGAUCAGUUGAUGGUGACUUCAUACAUGCAAAUGUGGAUAUAGAUUUGAUUAUUUCCGAGGACCCCGAGUUUGGUAGCACUGAGAAGCCUAUUGAAAUAUUUCACAUUAUGGAGCAUUUCUGUUUGGGACGCAGAAGAGUGCAUCUCUUCGGCCGAGACUCAACAAUACGUCCCGGUUGGGUGACGAUUGGUCACGAACUUACCAAUUCUAACUUCAAUGCUGAAUUAUACGCUUCAUACUUCGCUGAGGGCCGUGAAACUACCGGUUGCACGGAGAGAAUUGAAGCAUUACGACCUAAAAGUCCUCCGAAUACCAGUAAAGGUUCCAGACCCAGAGGUCGAGGAGGUUUCAGGGGUAGAGGUCGAGGACGUGGCGCCAUA